Messenger RNA from Monodelphis domestica (gray short-tailed opossum), 3372 nucleotides. The record is from RefSeq and is a predicted model, not a curated record. NCBI's taxonomy places the organism in Eukaryota, Metazoa, Chordata, Mammalia, Didelphimorphia, Didelphidae.
UGGGGGGUAGUUUCCCCGCCCGAGCACUCGAGGACCAGGCUGGCCAUGGCGCGGUCCGGGGAGCAUGUACGGAGGCUGUUAGCCAUCUACACCGGCGGCACCAUUGGCAUGCGAAACCGGGAGGGCGUACUAGUUCCUGAGAGCAACCUGUUAACGACUCUGAGGAAGCUGCCCAUGUUUAAUGAUGAGGAAUACUCUCGAGAACACCAGCUACAGGAUGAUACUCUGGCCCUUCCACUACCUCCUAAUUUUGGACUUGAUGUUUGGGGUUGGGUGCAUUUUUGGAUGGAACGUUCUGUUACUGCUUUCUGGAGACUCACGAACCAAAACCAACGGAUUAUAUAUACCAUCCUGGAAUAUGACCCACUUUUUGACUCCAGUGACAUGACAAUUAAUGAGUGGAUUAGAAUUGCCCAGGACAUUGAGAGGAAUUAUGAGCAAUAUUUUGGCUUUGUAGUCAUCCACGGCACAGACACCAUGGCCUUUGCCUCCUCCAUGCUCUCCUUCAUUCUAGGGAACCUUCAGAAAACUGUCAUCCUCACGGGUGCUCAGGUCCCCAUCCACACUCUUUGGAAUGAUGGCCAAGAAAACCUGCUUGGAAGUCUGCUUAUGGCUGGACAGUAUGUGAUUCCAGAGGUCUGCCUCUUCUUUCAGAACCAGCUGUACCGGGGGAACCGGGUAACGAAGGUUGAUUCUCGGCGGUUUUCAGCCUUCUGCUCUCCCAACUUGUCUCCACUUGCCACCGUUGGGGUUGAUAUCAUAGUGAACCAUAAAAUCAUGUUGAAGGCCAGUAUGAACAAACAGCUUAUGGUACACAGCAACAUGGAGAGAAAUGUUGGUGUUCUACGGCUCUAUCCUGGGAUCUCUGCAGCCCUGGUGAGGGCCUUCCUACAGCCCCCCAUGAAGGGGGUAGUGAUGGAGACUUUCGGCACAGGCAACGGACCAACCAACUCUGAUCUGCUUUCGGCGCUGAAGGAGGCCACAGAGCGGGGAAUGGUCAUUGUCAACUGUACCCAAUGCUUACAGGGUUCCGUGACCUCAGACUAUGCAGCUGGCAUGGCUAUAUCAGAUAUUGGCAUCAUCUCUGGGUCUGAUAUGACAUCUGAGGCAGCCCUGGCCAAGCUUUCUUAUGUACUGGGCCGGGAAGACCUCACCCUGAAGGACAAGAAGGAGCUACUAACUAAGAACUUGAGAGGGGAGAUGACUCCCCAGCCAGAACGUGUCCAGCUCUCACUUCGGAAUAGCAAGUUUGCCCAGCUUAUUGCCAACUUCCUCUACCUCAACUGCAGCCAGGAUCUUGAUGCUGUUAGAGACUCUCUGACCCCUACUCUGGCCUGUGCUGCAGCCCGAAUGGGGGACGUGGAGGCCCUGGAAGCCAUCAUAGAACUGGGUGGGGACCUGAGUGAAAGUGACUUUGAUGGUCGCACUCCCCUGCACAUGGCUGCCCGGGGUGGGCACGUGGAUGCUGUCCAGUGCCUUCUGAGCCAUGGGGCAAACGUGAACAGCUUGGACGGUGACAGAAGCAGCCCACUGCUGAUGGCUGUGAAGGGCAGGCACAAAGAUGUCAUCUUUCUCCUCAGGGAUGCAGGUGCUCAGCUGUCCCCUCCAGAGCUUCAGGAUGCAGGGACGGAGCUCUGCAGGCUGGCUGCAAGUGGUGACAGGGAUGGGCUGAUAGCGUGGCAACGAGCAGGCGCGGACCUAUUCCAGACGGGAUAUGACGGGCAGACUCCGCUGCAAGUUGCAGAAGAUGCUGGGAACCAGGAGGUGGUGAAUUUCUUAAAGAGUCCAUGGGAUGGAGGCCAGGUCUGACAUGCUGUGAUACAUCUGACACUCAGAGGGGAAGGAGAGCUUUGGAGAAACUGCUGCCCCUGAGACCCUCCACUGUUGGCGAUGAGAUUGGCUUCCUCCCUCCCUUUUAUUAGUAACUUGGGGAGGGAAGGAGUCAGGAUGAGGGAUGUGGGAAGGGAAGAAACUCUGCUUCCUCCUUUCCUCUUUCUCUCCCUUCCCACUGCCCCCAAACGAUGGGGAUGCCCAAAUCUUUGAUGAUUCUAAGCUCCAUCCUCUGCUAAUCAUUUCACAAAGCCUUCUCGUUGAACCUCACUGAUCCAUGACAAGUUAUUUAUACUUCCAAAAUGAGAUGAGGGCACUGAGACACUACUAUAUAUUUGUAUCUUUGAUUCCAGUUGAUAUUUAUUUUUAUGCAUUUUUCUCCAACAGAGGCAAUCAUGUCCAUAUGAGAACAAAGACUCAUACCUGUUAGAAACUGAAUUGUUUUAAGGUGAUGGGGGGGGGGGUCAAUACUAAUGCUGUUCAUUACAACCAUGUUGCAGAGCUGGCAAGUUUGUCCCUUGUGUUUAAUUUAAGACUGCUUUGGCAUAUAUAAAGAUUUUCAAUAUCUAAAACCUUCUGGAAGGCUCAGUUCGAAACAGCGUUUGUAGUGCCCUAACAUUCUAGGUUUUCAUUUUUAAGAAGGAUAUUUGCUAAUAGCAGAUAGCUUAGUUGUUGGCAUAUCUGUCAUGGUGGGGAGCACCCACUCAGCAUUUUAUUUUGAACCUUGAAAGCCUCUUUGGAUAGAGUAAGCUUAUUGGUAAAAUUAAUGUGUCAUUGAAUGGAAGUCAUAAGAACUGAUUUAGGGUUCCACUUAUUAACACUUAUUUGCUUGGGCAGGUUCCCUUCUUUGCCCUUCUCUGGGUCUCAGUUUGCCCUUUUGUUUUUUAAAAGAUGAUUAUGUGAAAUGAUCUCUACUGUCCCUUUUAGUUUUUACAUUGUUUGAAAAUUUUCAGUAAUUCCCUUUCUUUAAGACUCAGUUUCUUCCAUGAGUGAAGAGAUUGGACUCAACGUCCUCUAAUGUCCCUUCAGGGUCUAAAUCUAUGCUCUGAUGAAAACUGAGCUCAUCAUCUUCUCUUCUAAGCCUAUGUUUUCCCAUAUCCUCUGAAUUCGUAUUGCUGGCACCCUCCUUCCCUAUCAUCCUGCUGGAAACACCAGAAUCAUCUUUGAUUCUUCUCCCUCUCUCACCCUUUGUAUCUAACUCAUGCUAAGUUUUGUCAAUUAUAUCCUCACAAUGUUUCUUGCAUUGAGCCCCUCUGCUCCACUCAGAAACCAUCAUUGUUUUAGUCCCUCACCGUUUCUCAUCUAGACUAUUUUAACAGCCUCUUAAUUGGUCUCCCUGCCUCCAUCAUCUCCCUUCAAUCCAUCUUUCACACCACUGCCUGAGUACUACCCCCAUUAAAAAAUUCCUACCUAAAUAAACAUCAACUAAAAUGAUCAUUUCCACAUACCCACUAGAACAGAAAGAGAACAUGAAACUGUGAAUCUAUAAUGGAUAGCUUGAUUGUUUUUUGAAAAUGUAAUAAAAGUAAUGUUGCUUUAAAA